This is a messenger RNA of Diabrotica virgifera virgifera (western corn rootworm), 5198 nucleotides long. It is a transcript of the gene Rop, whose product is annotated as protein ROP. Gene Ontology annotation, biological process: intracellular protein transport; neurotransmitter secretion; vesicle-mediated transport. Gene Ontology annotation, molecular function: syntaxin binding. Lineage: Eukaryota; Metazoa; Arthropoda; Insecta; Coleoptera; Chrysomelidae. The transcript has 10 exons. Gene Ontology annotation, cellular component: plasma membrane; secretory granule. Bases 190 to 1971 code for a protein of 593 amino acids. The record is from RefSeq and is a predicted model, not a curated record.
GUUUCAGCAGUGAUUCAUACGGGUCGCACUAUACCGUCACGGAUUUCACGGAUUCUGCGCGUUUGAGACCUUUCAUUCAUCUUUUUGUUAUUGUUGCGGAGGUCAAUUUUUUAUAUCGGAAGACAAUUUUAUCCAAAUUUUUGAAAAAUCUCCAAUUCUGUCACUGAAUUAGGCCUUAAGUGGAACACCAUGGCGUUAAAGAACCAAGUUGGUCAAAAAAUCAUGAAUGAAGUCAUCAAGCACAAGCCCACCAAGAAGAAUGGGCCAACUCCAGGACAGCAAGCCCAUGGGGUAGAAUGGAGGAUCCUUGUGGUUGACCAGCUUGCCAUGAGGAUGGUUUCAGCAUGCUGUAAAAUGCAUGAUAUAUCAGCAGAAGGCAUUACAUUGGUUGAAGAUAUUAUGAAGAAAAGGGAACCGCUUGGUACCAUGGAAGCUGUGUACUUGAUAACACCUUCAGAAAAGUCAGUUCAUGCUCUUAUGAAUGACUUUGAACCACCAAGACAGAUGUACAGAGGGGCACACGUGUUUUUUACAGAAGUAUGCCCGGAGGAACUGUUCAAUGAGCUGUGCAAGUCUUGUGCGGCCAGAAAAAUUAAGACUCUUAAGGAAAUCAACAUUGCGUUCUUGCCGUAUGAGUCUCAGGUGUUCUCAUUGGAUUCACCAGACACGUUCCAAUGUAGCUACGAUCCAUCAUUUUCCGCUGCUAGAAACGCCAACAUGGAAAGAAUGGCAGAACAAAUUGCGACACUCUGUGCGACUCUAGGGGAAUACCCACACGUCAGAUAUAGAACUGAUUGGGAAAGAAAUGUUGAGCUGGCUCAACUAAUUCAGCAGAAAUUGGACGCCUAUAAAGCCGACGAACCUACCAUGGGAGAGGGGCCGGAAAAGGCGAGAUCACAAUUAAUUAUUCUCGACCGAGGUUUCGACUGUGUAUCUCCCCUUCUUCACGAACUUACUUUCCAAGCAAUGGCCUAUGACUUACUACCCAUAGAAAAUGAUGUAUAUAAGUACGAAGCAUCGGCUGGUGUUAUGAAGGAAGUCCUUCUGGACGAAAACGACGAGCUUUGGGUCGAUCUACGCCACCAACACAUCGCGGUGGUGUCUCAGAGCGUCACCAAGAAUCUGAAGAAAUUCACUGACUCCAAACGCAUGACCCAGAGCGACAAGCAGUCGAUGAAGGAUCUCUCAACCAUGAUCAAAAAGAUGCCGCAAUAUCAGAAGGAAUUGUCCAAGUAUGCUACGCAUCUUCAUCUCGCUGAAGACUGCAUGAAGGCCUAUCAGGGGUAUAUAGACAAGUUGUGUAAAGUUGAGCAGGAUUUGGCAAUGGGAACUGAUGCCGAAGGCGAGAAAAUCAAGGAUCACAUGCGCAACAUCGUCCCCAUCUUGCUAGAUCCCAAAAUCACCAAUGAAUACGAUAAGAUGCGUAUUAUAGCAUUGUACGCCAUGACGAAAAACGGCAUCACAGAUGAAAAUCUCUCCAAAUUGGCUACCCAUGCCCAAAUCAAAGACAAACAGACCAUCGCCAACCUUCAGUUACUUGGAGUCAACGUUAUUAAUGAUGGAGGACCAAGAAAAAAACAAUAUACAGUACCGCGCAAAGAAAGAAUUACAGAACAAACGUAUCAAAUGUCAAGAUGGACACCUAUCAUUAAGGAUAUAAUGGAGGAUUGCAUAGACGACAAACUGGAUCAGAAACACUACCCAUAUUUGAGCGGACGAGCACAGUCUACAGGAUACCAUGCAGCGCCCUCUAGUGCCCGUUAUGGCCAGUGGCACAAAGACAGAGGUCAACAAGCCGUGAAGAACGUUCCUCGACUGCUUGUCUUCGUCGUGGGUGGAAUCAGUUUCUCAGAGAUCAGGUGCGCCUACGAAGUGACCAACGCGCAGAAGAACUGGGAAGUCAUCAUCGGCUCGUCGCACAUACUCACUCCCGAGGACUUCCUAAGCAAUCUGGCAACGUUGGCCGGCUAGAAUCAGAUGAAAAAGGUUACUUUUAAUGUACCCGAGUAAACAGUUUCGCUGUCGUAGUUUAAAAUAAUGUAAUGAGUCUUUUUAAUCCCAAUUUAAACAUAUUUAUAUAGAAUGACUUUCGAUCAGUAUCGAACCGUUUUCUUUGUUACGAGAGUUAAAGCUGUUCAAAUUAUCUUGAAAUUUGUGCAGAAUUGUCAUACAUUAAAUUGUUGCGCUUCUGAAAUUGUGCAAUAAAAGAAAAUGUCUAAGGUGCUCAAAACUCAAAGCCUUCGAUGAGUUUAUGAUUAUAAAUUGAGAAUAAAAAGACUCAUUGAGCUUAAAAAGUAUUAUUUCCUACCCUUUUUUUGUAUUUUUCCAAUAGCAGAGUUUUUUAUUCAAUUUUUGCGGUUAUUGGGAUAUUAUCGCUUUAUUUACAAAAUUGUGUAAAAGGUAUAAAAAUGACGUUUUUGAGGAGUCUUCCUGUAAAAUUAAUUUCAAUAGCCAGAGAUUUACCAAAAAAAAUUUUUUUUUGUUUAGAUUUUAGUUUCUUAACAUAUUAUAAAAUACAUGUUUUUUUUUUGUUUUAUUUACUGUUAAAGCUUCUAUAUUGUCUUCUUGAACUGCUGUGGCGACCCCAUCAUUGAAAACACUUCCAAGAACAAGAACACACUUGGCUUUUUGUUGUAACUAUCUUUUUUGGGAAGAUAUCUUUGAGGAAACAGCUUUGUAAUUUUGGGUCGCAUUAUUUUUUCGUUUUUCAUUCUACCCAUUUUUUGGUUGAUUGUUGGCCACACUGUUCUAUGUUUUCGGCAUGAAGGCAUACAAACAAAAAAUGUUUCAGGUGUAACUUUCUCUGGUUUUUGAAAACGUAUAUAAGUUUUCUUUCAAUAGUAUGAACUAUCAAUCAUAAAUAUACAUAUUUUUUGCUAUCAGAACAUACCAAAUGGAGUAGUUCUGUAUUUAUUUCAAACAGAGUACAUUUAGUUUAUUUGUACAGUUAUAUGUUUCCAUUUCUAGUAAUCUGCUGUUAUCUGUGGCUGGAUUUUAGUGUAUGUCAACUCCAGUUUUAUAACCUAGCCCAAAAUAACUAACCAAACCUCACCUAAUGCAACCUAACCUCACAUAACCUCAACUAAUAUAACAAAAUCUCUCGCAGACUAACAUAAUAAUGCAUUGGUGUGGUAUGAACGAUGCAAUAUUUGUUUUAAUUAAAGAAAUUCUUCAAAAAUUAUGUAUAUUUAUGCAAAAAUCUUCAUUUUUUCUUGUUUACACUGCUAUUGAUAUUGUAUUCGUUGACUAGUCUGCGUCCAGUUGCACAAACGACACCCCUAAAGCUACUUAACAGUAAGACGAUGCUUUUAAAUGCUUUUUGUGUGACUGGUACAUAUAUUAUAAAUUAAGCUUAGCGAGUAAUUAAGAAUCUUAUCUUUAAAUAUCCAGUUGUACAUCUUACAUAGUGUACCUCUUAGAAUAGGAAAAUGUAUUUUUCAACUGUACCUAACCAAACGCGUAUAGCAAAAGGUGUAGAACGUGACAAAGAAUAGCAUAAAGAAGGACCUGAGCUUGUUUUAGUUAUUCUUCCUUCAAAAUUAGAUAAUCCUUAAAUUAAACUAGAUAUGUGUGCUAAAAAAUCAUCUAUGGCGGCACAGCCACUAGAAAAGAAGCUGAGGAAGGUCUCAGAUCACCGUGAUCAAUUAUUUAAGCAGAAUAAUGGAAAACUGGUCGUGAGCCAUCUAAAUCUUCUCUAUGCUAUAGUUUAAACGUACUACACCUAUUUUCAAAUCACAGCUUUGUAUUCAUGCUAGCUAACUUUGUAUCAUAUCCUCAGUAGUUUAUCGUGACCUAUUUUUUAUAUAUCUACUAAAAGACACCGAUAGUUUUUCCAAAAAAAAAAACUUCUAUUUGAUAGAAAAAUAAAAAUUUAUCGUUUACAAAUUAUGGUAAAAUUAUUUAGUUGUUAUUAUUCAGCAUUUACAACGGUACAACGCUUUCUUUCAGUGCAGAACGAGUAUCAAAAUCAUAAUACGAGCAAAACUUAACGGAGCCCCAACAUAUACCAACCUUGAAUAACACAAAAUACAACAAUUUCUUAGAUCUGGGGAAAAUCGUCGAAGAUUUGACAAUUUCGGCCAAUCAGAGCGCCAUAUUGUAGUCACGUGACCUAAAAUUUUCCUAGAUUCCAGUAAACUGGACUAUUACAGGAGCGAUAAAGCAUUAAUAGCGUUAUUUGUGUUGGCUAUCCCGAAGUUUGAUUUUUUAUAGUAGUCACGAUGUUUUUGGUCGAUGAAAGACUUUAGACAAUGAUUUUAUAUUCCCUACUACUCGUUUUGCCACUGAAUGAAGCAUUUUCCACAUUCCUGUUCGUUUUCUAGGAAUAUAAGUGUAAAAUUGACUGACAAAUUACAUGUUUUCGUUACUAUCAUCGAUACAUCAUUUUCGUAGAGGGCUGGAUCAUGCGUGGGUGAUUAAAAUACAGUUGUUGUACGUUUCUUUUCGUCACCCUAGUCAAUAAAGUCCUUAUUUAUGUGCUAUUGUUUCUAUUAUCGUUGGUUUACAGCGGUGUGUACAUGACAAGGGCGAUUUAAACGGAUCUGCGGGUAAAUACCAUAGACAUAUUAUCGAUAGACCAAGCUAGGAAUAUGCCACUCAAUGCAUCGGGGUGUAACGCCAAUAUCAAGUACGGUGGUCUAGCUAUCUUUGUCUGUUGUGCGAGUGUGAGGGUAUCUACCAAGAGGUGGGAGUAAUGGAACGACACAGACACAGAGGCAGCGGCCAUCAUAUGCUAGAGAGAGAAAGCUAAGCGCCGGUAGAGAGAGAUAGAUAUACCACCGACCCGAACUGCUCCACGUUAUGCUAUUUUUCGGACCUUGCCAAAUCUAUGUGUUAUUAUAUCUAUGGUAAAUACCGAUAAGAACGACUAUACAAACAUGAAUUUUUGUUCAUUUGUAACAUAUAAUUAUACACUUAAGUAAUACCACAAAAUAUGGCUUUGCUACUUAAAGGAACAAUACAUGGGACAUAAUAUAUUUUGUUUAAAGUAAUAAAAAAACCCUUUUUCAAUUGUCUGUGCACGCCACUGUCGAUUGUAUAUAAUCUUUAACGCCGUUGCACUGUAAUAUCUGAAAGUAAGGUUAUGGCUGUUAUAAAAUAGAAAUAUAUUAUCUAAAUGUAUGUUAUUUCUUCUAGUUAUCUUUCUUUUAAGUAUAUCAUGUCAAUUGAGAAUGUUAAAUAAAUAUUAGUGAAUAUUA